ACCCAAUCGGGCGACAUCCCGUGCACGCUCACACGCGAACUUCCGCCGCGCGCAUUCCCAAGCGUGACUGCGGUUCGCUUUGUCUGAAUUCGGCCACUUGCCACCACGCCCGCGUAGCCCCAAGCCCAAUGUCCUGAAGCUAGGGAGAAGCAUGGCUUCGCAGCCGCCGCCGUCCCCUGGACCGGCAAGGGGUCCUUGUUUUCGGGUUCCUCCCGACUCGAAGGAAGAGGGCUACCGUUACCAACAGCGGGUCUCCAUUGGCGACACUCACGAGGAACAGUUCUGGGGUAACGAAAUCCUGAACCCCAAGAGGAACCUGCGCUUUGAGCGCGACAGCCAUGCUCAGGAGUAUUCAAGCCGACGAAUUCAAAGUCAAGUCGAGCGCAUGGGAGAGCGCCCUGUCCAAGCCUCAACUUUCACAGAGGGACGUACGGCUCGCUCCCAUUACCAGUUGGCGGAAAUUGACCGUACCUUCAAUGAUUCAGAAUGGAUCCAGCGCCGCUCUUCGCAAGCGAUACAACAAUACCAGCAGUACCAUACUCUGCACCAGCGGCUUCAGCAGGAAGGCGGAAGAUGCAGCUCGCUUGGUGAAGUGGUUCGAAUGCAGGCCAUUCCUCCUGGUACACCUGCCGUAGAGGCAGUUCAAAUGACAUCCGAUUGCUUCGGGACGGUGGACGACGCAGAGCGCGUUAACGUCUCUGCAAACCUAACACGUGGUCGCAGUGGUGUGCAGGCUGGCGCUAUCCAGCGACCUGCAUUCUUUCCUGGCUUGGGCGAUGGAAUGGGAGUUGCUGUCCAACGUCCUGAGCUUAGUGGGUUAACUUCAAGCUGCACUGCUCUGGAAUGUAUCACUGGGAUGUAUCAAGACACAAUUCAGAAGACCCGUGAGUUGUCCAUCGGAGAUACGUUGCGUCUGAUACCUGCUGUAAAUGGGGACGUCGUUACCGCGUACGUGGUUGAUAUAAUCGCAGAGGGAGCGGAGUUUGACGACGAUCGGAAAAAGAAAAAGAAGAAGAAAAAGAAGAAGAAGAAAAAGAAAAAGAAAAAGAAGAAGAAAAAGAAGAAGAAGAAGAAGUCUAAGAAGAAGAAAAAGAAGAAAAAGUCGAAGAAGAAGAAGAAGUCCAAGAAGAAAAAGAAGAAAACGAAGUCAAAGAAAUCUAAAAAGGAAAAGCCGAAGAAGAAAGGGGAAGCAACAGCAGGCAAAACUAGCAGCCCGGCAACUGCCACACCGUCUUCAGGGAGCACGCCGAGCACUACUACAACCAGUGUGCCGAAGCCAACUGAAAAAAUCGGAGACGUGAAGUUCGAUGCAAGCACUGCUCCACCAAAGCGAGAAUUGAAAGUGCUGAUCUCGAGGCCGUCAGUGACCAACAUUGCUCCUGCCCCGAUGCCCCCAGCAGUUUGGACACGGACAUCGAUCACGAGAUUGCCACCCACCAUCUCCCAGACCUCGCAGUGUAACAACUGCGGUACCAUCGUUCCUAUGACGCCUGCUAUUGGUGAGCCGCCUGUCAUGAGGUUAUCCUCUCCUCAACAACUCUGGCAACAACCAUCGUGGUCUUCCAGGUGGAGAAGUCGUGGGCGCUCUCCUCCCCAGUCUCCAUUACCACUGGUCGAAGACGAGUGGCCAUCACCUGAGGGGUCGCCAGAGCCUACGAGGCGGUCUCGUACCAGUUCCCGGAGGCGCCGGCGAUCUAGAUCAUCCAGGCGACGUUCUAGAUCACGUUCAUCAAAGCGACGCCGCAGAAGGUCAGAGUCCUACAGUUCGAGCAGCUCUGAAUCCUCGGAUGAUUAUUCACGCCGACGUAGACGCAGGAGCAGGCGGAGACGCCCUCCCGAACCGUACGAAGCUGGACGUUGGGAACGGGCAGGAUCUUACCCAUUUCGGGAAGCACGUUCCUACGAUAUAAGCCCACAGGUCCCCUGCUACACAGAAAGCACUGGAUGCCGUACCGCGUCUCAAGUGCAAAUGCCAGUCGUCGUCGAAUCUGAACUUACGCUUGUACCCCAGAAUCCACUUCAAGACAUACCUGCUCAGACAGUGGCACCACCCACUGCAGCCUCAGUACUGUGUGUCGUACGAAAUUCUUUGCCGCAAGCAGCACAGCCACAAAUUAUACAACCACCCCAGAUUCCUUCAGUGACACUAUCGACUCUGGCCUCUUCUGCUCUCCCUGUCGUACAGCCUUCUCGCGUAGCUCUUGCACAACUGUCAAUACCUGCGACACCGAUAUAUUCCCAACAACUUCCGAUAACUCCGUACGCGUCUUCUGCACCCCCGGUCGGUAGUGGUGCGUGGAAUCCAAGUCUGUAUCCGAAUGCGACGUCAAGUUGUACAAUUUCCACGGAUGACACGUCGGUCAAGGUGUCCGUAGACUCUCAGCUGUCAUCUUCAAGUUACAUGUCUUCAGGUCCUGGAUCCAUGGGCCUGUAUACAAAACAGUCCAGUGGCACCUGGUGGUCACCCUAUGGGUACAUGAAGAGGAUGAACCAACAAGGCAGCCUUGCAGUUACCUUCAUCUUACUUGUUGGCAUUGUAGCAUGCAUUGUAGCUAUCCUCACUCGCUUCGGCGGUGGGCGGCCACAAAAUCUACGCCAGUCGGCCGUCGAGGUGGAUGAUGCCUCUCACGUGAUUCACGGUCCGUGGACAAACCAAACGGGAGGCGGAACUCUUACGGAACCUUACGGACUCUGUCAGACAUUAGAAUGCCGAAGAGAAGGCUUGUUUCUCAAAAGUCUUGUCGACAACGCAGAAGCCUGCACGAAUUUCUACGAUUAUGUGUGCGCGCGCACUUGGCAGAAGGUUCACAACGAAGGAUUGUCGUCCGCUGACCUUAUGGUGAAGGACGUCGAGUCGUCCAUUAUUAGUUUCAUCAAGGCCGGCAGCGUGAAAGACAGAAUAUCAGAAGGAGCCAGAGUUUUAUGGAAAGAGUGCAUGGACGUUGACAGGAUCAGAACACUCGGCAAGAAGCCCUUUACAACAGUUCUCAACAAAGUUGGGUUGGAUGGUUGGCCAUACGGGCUUGCUGCUAAUGUCUCAGGAAAAAAUGUUUGGAAUGUGUCUGGAGCAGUGAUGCGUCUACUCAGUCUGAGCACUUUUCUAACCUUCGUCGUUGAACCAAUCGCCGCCAACAACACAGCUCCGGUAACUAUUCGGAAAGGUCCCCUACAGAAAUCUACUGCCUAUUUCCACGACAAUGACACGAUCGACGAGUUCCUUCAAAGAAUAAAAAAAAGACUAAGCCUUAUGGAUCCACAGAGCGAAAUGGAUGAAAUUGCCAGUGACAUCUUGGCAUUUUUAAGAACUAUUUCCAAACUGAGUGACUUUGAACGUGAGAAAGUGGCUAUCGAAAAUCCAACUGAAUUUGAAACUUUCAUAUCGUCCGCUUUAUCCGGCAUUUUAGAUCUCGGUAAUGGCACCGUCAUCAACAUCCGCCACGGAGGAGCUGUGCAUGAGUUAUACCAGACGAUACAGUCGAUGCAACCCAGAGCAGUUCUUAAUUACUUGGGCUACGCUGUAGUGGACAAUCUCUGGCUGUUCUCCCCGCAAGGACAUUUAUCACCGGAACAGAUAAGAGCCAGAGAGCACGACUGCAUCCGCAUGGUUGAGCGGGCAUUGCCGACACAGGUCCACUACCUAGGCUCCUUGUCCACGAAGCAUCAACUGGAUGUAGUUUUUUUCGCUGAUUUAGCCCACAAUAUAAAGCACCAGGUCAUCAACUCGAUACGAAAUCUGUCCUGGAUGGAUACCGGCACAAAAACUCGCGCCGUCCAACAAUUGUCAAGUACACGGGUCAAACCCUUCUUUCCGCAAUGGAUGAUGUACAACCACAAGCGUCCACAAGCAUCUCGUCCAAGCCUCACUCCACUGGAAGGUCUUGCCUCUUAUCAGUCAAUAAUGCAGAACACCUUCGAAGAAUCCGUUAGAGCUCGAGACAUCAAGGACGACGACCUCUGGAUGGGAUCAGUGUUUGACCAGGACUGCACAUAUGACGAAGAACGCAACGUGCUUUUCCUACCACUGUCUAUGGCGAACACAACAAAGGGUACGACGAAACUCUUCCUCUAUUUCCACAUACCACAUGUGGGGGUAAAACUUGCAAGGUGCCUUCUUGAGGCCGUAGGCUCUUCACAAUACACAAAUGUUUGGCCACAGACCACUGUUCGAAAAUUCGCGAAUGUCCGCCAGUGCUUCGAGGGACCUAACCCUUCUGGCACCGUCCUAGUCCAGGACCCCAGUCAAAGGCCGUCAAUUACUGCCGGUGACGUUUACGAGCACGCCGGCAUCGUUCAAGCCCAUAAUGUUUUCACGAGCGGAAUUCGUCAGCUUAGCAAGAACUUCCAGGACUAUCGAUUCGAGAAUGCCAGAGACUUGUCCACGGAACAACUGUUCUACAUCUACUACACCAGUGGAAGGUGUCAUGUUCAAGGUGCAAAGUACGAAACAUCCGGAAUAUCCCGGCAAGAAAAUUCGAGGCUUGUGAACCUUGUUCUGUCGCACGACAGCUUGUUCCACAAAGCCUUCAACUGUCGUCAGAAUGCCACCAUGAAUCCGAUGAAGCAAUGCCACUUCUGGACGCGCUAACAGCGGCGGUAAAAGUAGGCUUGGUGUAGUGCAAAAAAGGCGUCACUAUGCACAAUGCAGCGGCAGUGAAAUUCUCAUCGGUCAGCACUAGAAUAGCGUUCACACACUGCACGGGUAUUAACGCAAUUUCGCAUCGGAAUGAGAAUAAACUUCGGUGGCAUGUUCA
This is a messenger RNA of Ornithodoros turicata, 4751 nucleotides long. RefSeq lists its product as uncharacterized. Gene Ontology annotation, molecular function: metalloendopeptidase activity. Lineage: Eukaryota; Metazoa; Arthropoda; Arachnida; Ixodida; Argasidae. The transcript is spliced from 2 exons. Gene Ontology annotation, biological process: protein processing. Gene Ontology annotation, cellular component: plasma membrane. The record is from RefSeq and is a predicted model, not a curated record. The coding region runs from base 152 to 4585 and encodes 1477 amino acids.